Messenger RNA from Darwinula stevensoni, 3607 nucleotides. Lineage: Eukaryota; Metazoa; Arthropoda; Ostracoda; Podocopida; Darwinulidae. The record is from the annotation of a GenBank genome assembly.
CAUCAUUGUGCCUGUCUCAGCAAAAGCCACGUGGACGUCACGUGGCAAUUGACGCAGCCAUUGCAGGAUCUCAUCUUCCGGCCGCUGCAAACGCUGCGCAUCGGUUGCAGUGCAUCGGUGGUAAAAUAAUGCCCUAGGUUUACAGCAGUUGCACCGCUGACGCAAAGAAUAGGGACGUCGAGGCUUGGGUGUACCAUAGGCAAGCGCCGACGUCGGGCGACAUGACGGGGUUGACUUGACUGUAGGAAGAUGGCGGCAGCCUGACUCAUCACAUGCUUUGCCAGCUUUGCUUCCCUACCGACAAAAAACUUCUUUUUGUGUUUGACAACGGGGAACUUAGCUAAUACAACUGAAUAAUCGCCAUGAAGUGGACGUUAUCUAUUGUGAUCAUCUUCUCUCUGCAAGAUCUCUCCGUAUCGUUCCCAGAGCAAGGAGUCUGGGAUAUCAAACUCACACAGAACCAGAACAUGGGAUCAGUGUAUAAGAGUUUGUACAAAGACUCAAUAAUAUCAGUCAAGGUGUCCUGUCAAUCAGUGAAGACUCAAGCAGUGAAGGUUGGAUGGACCAUCCGAGAGACUCAGUGUUGGGAAGAGUAUCUCUUCCUUCAAGAUCCUUCUGUGGACACAGAAAUUAUAAAAAGAUAUUAUGAGAAUCCAGAUUUUAUCAUUCAAGAACUGGGGUACAAUGAAACAUCCUAUUUUAAAGGUUCCAUGGAACAUGACUGUCGGGAGACAUUCAUUGUGGCUCCUGAUAAAGAAGCAGCCUUUCAAAUAGUUUCAACACGGACAGAAGAGCAGCCUCCCAAAGCCCAAGCAAUGUCAAGGAAGAGAAGGGAAACAAACAUGAUAGGAAAGGAUUCCCACUCUGAUAUGACAGAAACAAUGACUCAAGGGAAUGAUACAAGACUAGGUCCCAGUCAGGGACUGCAUACACCUAAAACAGAACACCCAGUAGCCAAAAUGCCUCAUGAUGGAAUUUACCUCCUGAUCAUAAGUUUGGAAAGUGAUUCUUCAGAAUUCAAUGCAGUGGUGCAUGUGGAAAUGCGAACUCCAUAUGGAUUCCUGUCUGCUGUUGAUUGGCCUCUUCUUCCUUUCUUUGGAGUCAUGUGUUUUGUGUAUGUGGGCUAUGGGCUUGCCUGGCUCAUUGUAUGCUUCCUCCAAUGGAAAGACCUCCUGAGGAUUCAAUUCUGGAUUGGAGGUGUCAUUUUUCUUGGGAUGAUAGAGAAGGCAGUCUAUUAUGCAGAGUUCCAGAGUAUCAAUUCCUCUGGAACGAGUGUACCUGGUGCUGCUGUCUUUGCUGAGUUAAUAUCUUGUGCCAAGAGAACAUUAUCUCGUAUGCUGGUCAUCAUCGUCAGCCUUGGCUUUGGCAUAGUCAAACCACGGCUAGGGUCAAUGCUUCAUCGAGUGGUUGGGGUUGGAGUCCUUUAUUUCAUCCUGGCUUCUGUGGAGGGGAGUCUAAGAGUGAUUCAUCCCAAAAAUGAUCCUUCAAGUCAGGCACUUCUUGCUUCAGUGCCUCUUGCUGUACUUGAUGCAGCCAUCUGCUGGUGGAUAUCCUUUUCAUACUGUUACACUAUCCUAAUAAACCUAUGUCUUUCCAUGAUUUCAUUUCAUGGGGGACAGGCAUUCAUGUCCUUUUAAUUCAAGCACUCAAAGCUUCAAAUUAGGAAAAAUCAUGAUGAUUCAAUUAUGUCUGGGGGGGAGAGAUUGCUUGUUGUGUUUGGAGAUAAUUUUUCCUUGACAGCUAGAUUCACAUCUUCAGUUCCCUUGUUCAAACCCUCCGGACACUAAAGCUGAGGAGAAACAUGGUUAAGUUGAACCUCUACAGACACUUCACCAACACCCUGAUUUUUGCAGUUGUUGCAUCUGUUAUCUUCAUGCUGUGGGCCAUCAAAUAUCAUCGCCUUAAAACUUGUCUGACGGACUGGAAGGAGUUGUGGUUGGAUGAUGCAUAUUGGCACAUCCUUUUCUCUGUUGUUCUUUUGGUCAUCAUGAUCCUUUGGAGGCCCACCAAUAACAACCAACGAUAUGCAUUCACUCAGCUUCUUGAUGGUGGUGAUGAUGAGGAUGAAGAGGAGCUGUUACCCCCUGAAGCAUUUGAGGGGAUGACUCAUCGUGCAACAAAGAGGGAGAGACAAGACAGUGGGAAGUCAAGGGAUAAGAAAAAAUCUAUUGAGGAUGAUUUAAAGUGGGUGGAAGAAAACAUUCCUUCUUCAAUGGCAGAUGUAGUGUUUGAGCUGCAAGUGAGGAGAAUGCAGAAAAUUUCCAUGCCAGAUGGUCAUACUUGGUUCUUGGCAUGGAGUGAGUAUACCAGCGAUUCUUUGGAGCUCUAUCUCACUGAUAUGGAACAAUCAUGGAAGGCACAAUGGAUUGCAGGCCCUGAUCACCUGAGAGCAUUCCUGAGUAAGGAGCAGAAGCCUCAGCUUCAAAUUGAUGGCAAUUCAUCACUGCAAAUCACUACAAAAAGAGAAAAGUUGACUCUUCCUGUGCAAAUGAUGAAGAAGGAAGAUGCAUGGGUCAAAAUAAUGGACUUGAGCCUGAACGAGAUUGCAAUGUUGGAGGAGGCAUCAAUACUCAAGCAAGAGGAUUUCGAAGCAUUGGAGAAUCGGCAGAGAGAUCUGCUGCAAAAGCUCGAAGAGGUUGUGCAGAGGAAGCGUGACACAGAAAGAGAUGUAUAUUCUUGCUUCGUUCCUGUCCUUUCAGCAAAAGUUGAGAGAAUUCAUGACCUCAAUGCCCGUCUCCAAGCCCAGACCCAACCUCUUGCCUCAGAUCCAGAUAAGAAGUCCUGUGCUGAAUUGGAACCAAGGAAAAGAAUUUCAAAGGCAUAUUUGAAUGUCAAACAAACUACAAAAACGAGAAGAGCAAAGAGAGAAGUUAAUGAACCCAGGAAAGGGGAGGAGAUGCAGCCAAGAGUUGCUGCUUCUCAAGAAACUUCUGAUUCAUUUGAUCACCAUGAUUACCCCACUGUGACCAUUACAUCUCCAAGUCCUCCUUUGUCUCAGGCUGCAAAGGAAUUGGAUGAAGUAUUUGGAUUGAAUUAACUUGAAAUGCACAUUUCCUGAGCAAAAAUGGGCCCAGAGUAUUUCUGGUAUUUAUUUGAUUGAACCUCAAUUCAACAUCUCAUGAUCGGUGUUGCCCUGGGACCAGUUUCAGAAGAGUAUUUCACUAUCCACAUGUCUGUGAUUCAAAGUCUCAUUUUUCCUUUUUCUUUCUUUCUGAUGAGGCUCUUUUUUGGCCUAAGGCAACUUCUAACCCAUUAAAUUUAAAACAAUUUUUGAAAUUGUAAAAUCAAAGCAUAUAUUUGAGUUUAUUGAAAAUAGUUCUUUGCAUCUGGGUUUAUUACAUUAUCAUUGAAGCAUUUAAAUUAUGAAAGGUCUGUGACACUACUAAAUGUAUUCCCUUUGUAUCAGACUAUAUCAGGGCCUAAGUCAUGCUUAGGAAAGGUCUCAUUGACAAAGGUAAUCACUGAUUACACUAGGGCAUAAAAUUUGUUUUCUCCUUGGAUUGUACUGUCAUUUUAUUGCUUGGUAUUAUUCCUUGUUUGCUGCCCCCUGCUCCAUUCCCCUCAUUUCUUCCCAUGCCUAUACUAGAAAUAAGAACUGCACCAUGAC